AAAUAUUUAUACUACAGGACUGACCAGGGAUGGUGCUGAGGAGUGAUGCCACCAGCCUGCAGAGGGCAGAUGGGAUGGAGAGGAUGGCAGAGAUGCAGGGGCUUAUGGAAAGACUGGAGCAGGCCGUUGGUCGACUGGAGUUGCUGUCUGCAGGGUUACACCGGCCUCCUGGGGACUGUGGGGAAAUUAACGGUGUCAGCGGAGGUGUGACACCCUCGGUGGAGGCCUUUGAUAAGCUGAUGAACAGCAUGGUGGCUGAGUUUUUAAAGAACAGUAGGAUCCUGGCUGGUGACGUUGAGACUCAUGCAGAAAUGGUGCAUGGUGCUUUCCAGGCCCAGCGAGCUUUCCUUCUGAUGGCCUCUCAGUACCAACAACCCCAAGAGAACGAUGUGGCUGCACUUCUGAAACCAAUAUCAGAAAAGAUUCAGGAGAUCCAAACUUUCAGAGAGAGAAACCGGGGGAGUAAAAUGUUUAAUCAUCUCUCGGCCGUCAGCGAAAGCAUCCCUGCCCUUGGGUGGAUAGCUGUGUCCCCCAAACCCGGUCCUUAUGUCAAGGAGAUGAAUGAUGCUGCCACCUUUUACACUAACAGGGUCUUAAAGGACUACAAACACAGUGAUUUACGCCAUGUGGAUUGGGUAAAGUCAUAUUUGAACAUAUGGAGUGAGCUUCAAGCAUACAUCAAGGAACACCACACUACAGGCCUUACUUGGAGCAAAACAGGUCCAGUAGCAUCAACUGCAUCAGCGUUGUCUGUCCUCUCCCUUGGACCUGGCCUUCCUCCACCUCCACCUCCUCCAGGGCCACCUCCACUUUUUGAGAGUGAGGGCAGAAGAGAGGAGUCCUCUCCUUCACGCUCAGCUUUAUUUGCACAACUUAACCAAGGGGAAGCAAUUACAAAAGGGCUCCGGCAUGUUACAGAUGACCAGAAGACAUAUAAGAAUCCCAGCCUCCGGACUCACGGAGGACAAACUCCAUCUCCUACCAAAAGCCACACUCCAGGCCCCAAGUCUCCCCAGUCUCAUCCUCCAAAGAAACAUGCUCCUGUGUUAGAGUUGGAAGGGAAGAAAUGGAGAGUGGAAUACCAAGAGGACAGGAAUGACCUUGUGAUUUCAGAGACUGAACUGAGACAGGUGGCUUACAUUUUCAAAUGCAGCAAGUCUACUCUACAGAUAAAAGGGAAAAUAAAUUCCAUUACAAUUGACAGCUGUAAGAAGUUUGGCCUUGUGUUUGACAAUGUGGUGGGCAUUGUGGAAGUGAUCAACUCCAAGGACAUUCAGAUGCAGGUGAUGGGGAAAGUGCCAACAAUUUCCAUUAAUAAAACAGAAGGCUGCCACAUAUACCUCAGUGAAGAUGCAUUAGACUGUGAGAUUGUGAGUGCCAAGUCAUCUGAAAUGAAUAUACUUAUCCCUCGGGAUGGUGAUUAUAGAGAAUUUCCCGUUCCUGAACAGUUCAAGACAGCAUGGGAUGGAUCCAAGUUGGUCACUGAACCUGCAGAAAUUAUGGUUUCUGAGAGACCACCGAAACCCCUGACCUGAAUUCCCCCCAUCAAAAUAACAAACAAAUAAAAGCAGCAUUAAAGACCUAGAAGUUGCAGUAGCACCUACUGCUUUAGCUUUGGCCUCCAACAAUUCUGUGCUAUAGAAACAGCAUAAUUUCUGGCAUGCCUUCGUGGGCAUCUUGGAAUAUUUAACGUUUCUUCAUGAUUUAUCUUUGUGUGUGAUUUGAGUUCCACAUGAUGACUUGUGAACGUUAUACAUUUAAAGGGAAAAAAAGAGAAUUCUGUUCCCCUCAUAUCAUUAUCACAGUAGUUAAGAGGUAAAAAUAUUGCAUGAUUCACUUUUCACUUAUGUUUAAUUGCUAGUUGAAAAAUAAAACCUUUGAGAAUCUAAGAUGUACAUUUUUAUCUUUUAGACAAUUUCCAUAUAUUUGGUAGUAGUAUGCUCUAAAAAAUGUACGAUUUUUGUUUUCUUCUUUUUACCACCUUUAUCAGCAUGAAUACACUGUCAGCCUGAAUACAUAUUUCAACCCAUGUUUUUAAAAAAACAUAAGUUUCGUACUAAGAACCACAUCCAGUUUCUUGGUCCUUGAAAAGACCUUUAUUCUUUGCAGUUACCAAAAACCAAAAGUAAACUAAUGAUUUAUCUUAAAUACUUUUCUGCCAUGUCACUUGGAAAACUUUUACUUUUCUGAGAUUUUUAUGCCAAAAGAUUAAUAGGAAAAAGCAGGGUGUUUUUUGCUCUAUAAUACCUCACAAUUUCGCUCUAGGAACAAGCUCAGUUGUUAUUUUCCAAUUUUGAACCUGUGAAAUAUCAGAUGCCUUGUUAAGUGAUGUCUUUAAUGUUUUAUUAUAGACUUUCUUCUUUUCCACUUGCCAGACUCGCUAACCAGUCUCAAAAAUGAAAAUGAAAAAGCCAUAGUUACAUUACAACUUCUAAAACCUAAAGAAUUGUUUGUUGCCUUGGCUUGCUGCUCCUGUUUUGCAGUGUUGAUAGUACAUGCUUUUUCAACGGAAGAGUAACUCUGAUAUUCCUUUCUGUCUUUUUGGUACAUAGUGCUGAAAACCUGCAACUUCUAGGAUUACAUGCAAUGAAUUCUAGUAUAAUGCUUGCAGACCCAAUACAAGCAUAUAUAUUGUGCCUAGUACAGCCUUUGGAAUACAUCAUUUCCGUUUUUUAAGUAUCUUCUAUAACCGUAUAGUAUUCAAAUUAAUGCUUGUGUACCACAGUUUUGCUAGAAAAGUUUUUGUCCAUAUGAAGAAUGUUGUAGCUUUAGUAAAUACCUUUUUUUCAACUGUAAACUUAUUCUGAAAUAAAGUAAAAUUCUAAUUGUUUAAAUACUGUGAUGAAUUCAGGGUGUUAAAAUUUUUUUCCUCUUUGAUUUGCUCCUUGCUCAUAUAUCAGCUUUAGGAAAUGCAGCUGAGCUUUUCUAGUUGAAUUAGAGAAUUUAUCCAGCAUGCCAUCAGCUUCCCUGAAGAAUAGCUUCUUCUAGAUAAAUAUCAGAUAAAGCCAUUUUCAGUUGGAAGAACUGUCAGAAAAGUCUAGAAUCAAGUUUU
Molecule: messenger RNA, 3052 nt
Organism: Physeter macrocephalus (sperm whale)
Lineage: Eukaryota; Metazoa; Chordata; Mammalia; Artiodactyla; Physeteridae
Gene: CAP2
Product: cyclase associated actin cytoskeleton regulatory protein 2
Exons: 13
Coding region: 30-1535 (501 amino acids)
Biological process (GO): cytoskeleton organization; cell morphogenesis; actin filament organization
Cellular component (GO): cytoplasm
Molecular function (GO): actin binding; adenylate cyclase binding
Source: RefSeq, a predicted model, not a curated record